Messenger RNA from Vollenhovia emeryi, 2590 nucleotides. RefSeq lists its product as uncharacterized. The coding region runs from base 278 to 1315 and encodes 345 amino acids. The record is from RefSeq and is a predicted model, not a curated record. The transcript has 5 exons. Lineage: Eukaryota; Metazoa; Arthropoda; Insecta; Hymenoptera; Formicidae.
UGCCAAACGGAUUGUGAAUCUGUGCAGACUGUUUUUCGAUUGUGACCACCCCUCAGGUGACCGGGAUCGGUGCCGUAUCGUGCGACAGAACGUUGGAGCACGCACGCACCGUCCGUGGUAUCCAUGCCUAUAUACAUAUGUAUAUAACACACGUGUAUCUAUUACCAGCAUACAUACAUUGCUGACGCGAAGAGAUCCGCGAGGGAUACACCGGCGUUACUCCUGCCUCGAGGCUGUGCGUUCGCGAGUGCCCGCGCAACAGUGUUAUGCGAUCACGAUGAUUGUGAAGAACGCGUUAGAGAAUCCAUCGAUGCAAAUGGAGAUCAUACUCACCCGCGAUCAGAGGACUACGUCCCACCGGGUGCACGACCAUGCCGCGCGAGUCAACGCGCCGGCACCGAAGUCCACGAUCUCAUCGUUGCAACCGACCAAAUAUCAGGACAACAUCGUCGCAAGACGUCGCUGCACUAAAGCGAUAACCGCGAAAACGCUUAUACGAGAGAGAAAGAGUGAUUCGCACCUCAUGCCUACAUUUUAUCACGACCGGAGAACACGGCAUUCUAACGCAUCCUUCAACGUACUCAGAUCCUUAAGGUUAGGCAGCGCGUUGGUGAUUCUCCUAGCGCUAGCGGUGCAAAGUGCCCCGGUAAUGAAUUCCCCGAACAAAACGGACGAUAUGAAAUGGGUGAACCCGUGUGGCGUCUCUACCAAAUUACGAACAAACGGCUCCAGUCCGGACAUCGUACAGUUGGAGGACCAUGAUCUCCUCAACCAAAUAGUACUCCAAGCGAGAACGGCAUUGAAGCAUGCGCAACUUUUCAGAGAUGAAUUUAUCAGACAAACUUUCAAGACGGACUUCGCCAGCGUCCACAAUUUGUGGAGGAAAAAUCAUUACGCUUGGCUGCCUACGCGAUCUGAAAUACCCAAAGAGCUGGGAGAGGAACUGGACCAGAAGCAUCUCGAAAAAUUGGAAAUUAACACGUCUCUCGUCGAUGCGUACGAAUAUAUGCAGAAAUAUGCGGUGGGCUUGGAGCAGGUAGUUUUGGAUCAAAAGGAUUAUCAGCCUAAAUAUCAUCAGAAAUUCACAGAAGCCGAGUGGAAACUUCGAGCGGUUCUCUGUGAGAUCCAAGUUGCUUUAGAAGAGCGUAGCGUAACGCGACGACCGGACGUCACUCGAGAUGUCAUGACGUCCGAUUUCCGAACGAUGACGGAUAUGACGUUCCGUGAUCUGCGUGACUGGCUGAUUUUCCGAGAAUAUAUGAACGGCCUCGAAUACGUGAUACAAGUAUUUUCGCAUCUACGCCUACGUUUGUAAUCUGCGUAAUCUUGAAGAUCUGUACGACGAAAGCCGAAGAAGGACGAAGUCCAUCUCUCGUCUCAGAAAAUUAACGCGGUCACUGACAGCUCCAUUUUCUGGGGAUACAGGGAAGAGAAUAGACGGGACACAGAAAGAGGACCGUCUUUUGAUAUCUGAUUAGUAGAUGGACACAAUUUUAAUGAAAUGUGUCUCUGCAACGAGGAUCGGGCUAUUCGUUGGUGUCGACGAUGAGGAGUGAUAUUGUCGAACCGACUGAUAUACCGCAUCACUAUGUCCAUAUUAAGCUUCUAUGAUAAAUCUAGAAGUGCCAUCAAUGCUCUUGACACCUCAUCACAUUCACCAUCCUCUUCGACACUCUUUGAUGUCACUUUAUGUGGUACUGCAUAGAACCGAAUGAGAAAGAGUAGGAAACAGAGAUUUAAAAAACCGCGUCGUUAUUGGUCCACUGGCUUUCGCCGUUUCAGCUCACGGUCAUAUACACAUAAUCAUGCAUAUUCACAUAUCACACAAGCUAUGAUUUCGCGCGAAGAUGCCGUACAGCAUGCGGAUGUAUAUUUAAUUUUAUAUACAAGAAGCAAAAGUGGAGACAAAUAGAUCCGAUGGCUCAAUCGUUCAACGUUGAACGUAUAACCCUUGAGAUAACAAUCAAAUAUCACGGUUAUUUUACACUCUAGGAACGUGAUAUCCGUUACAUUCUUCUUUCGACGCAUUACCAACAUCGCCGCGAUUGGCUUGAUUUUCAGUAAAGACUUAAGAUCUUUAAUAACCUCUCAAUACAAAUAAAACGUAUUUGUAACAACCAUUGCUACUUCGAGUGGCUGUUACACAAAGUUUAAAGAGUGCACGUAAGAUUAGAACGAUCGAUAAAAGUUAUUGCACGAAAAUGCCACGACAAAUUUCAAGUUGAUUUCUUUAGCGUGAUUGUCCACGCAAUAUCUUGCUUGGCGUAGUAGUUUCAACAUACGAACAUUUAUGGCACCUAACACGCAUUCUAUGAUCAGUGCGUAAGACAAGAAGUGAUAAUCUGAGAACGAAGCUACCUAAUAGGAAGGAAUCCUUGCUGUAGGUUCAUAAUAAGACAAAACAUAUUUUGAACCUCGCGGUAAUUUAGACCGCGAUUAAGUGUGUGUGUAUUACGUUAUGCACACAGAAAUCCCACAAUAUCGUUAAAAAGGCCUCUCUUCGCGAGCGAUUCAUACCCCACAAUCUUAUAUAAUAAUUUAUUGACUACUUAUACGUGUAUAAUUUGUUUAUAGGUAAUAUAAUAUUAUU